AAAAAAUGACGUUUACUCUAAAUAAAUAAACAGCUGGGCGGAGGCAUGUAUCAUAGACUGCUGUUCUUUGGUCACGUGGGCCAGUGUGGGCUUCACUGCAUGAACCCCUGCAUCUAUCAAUCCCUCUUCCCCCUCUCCCCCUUCUCAUUACCCCAAAACUGUUCCUCCAUUAUUUCACUCAUUUCCCUUCACACAUUCUCCAGAGAAUUCCAAGUUUUUUUGAAGCUAGGGUUGCCUUUUUUGAAGGGUACUUGCGUGGUGGAGAUACGGGUGAGUUAGCUAGAUAGGACAAGCUUUAGAAAAAGAGAGGGGGUGUUAUAAGAAAACGAAGUGCUUUAUGUGGGUAUUCAUUGGCGGCCAUGUCGUGGGUAGGCAGGAGGAGAGGGUUGUUUUCUUCUGUGGCGGUGCUGUGGAUCAUCUUCAUGUUACAAAUUUGGGUCUGCUGUGAGUGCCGGCCCGGAGCUAUGCGGGUACUUUCAGGAAAUCGGAUGUCGGUGAAGAUGGCGCCGGUAGAGAGCCAAGGUAUGACGUCGGAGGAGAAAAACGAGAUGUUCAGGAAGUUCUUCAAUGGAAGGAGUACUUUUGAUUUCAACAGAACAGAUAAAGGACUCGAAGAGAGCAAACGAAAGGUGCCCAGCUGCCCGGAUCCUCUGCACAACUAGUAGAAAUUAAACUCUUUCUGACCCCUUUCCUCUUUGUUUAAUCCCUCCUUUGAAAUUUGUUCAUCCGAUCCUACCCAAAAUACCCGCGUUUUCCUCAUCAUAUAUCAUGCAUGUACUAUGGUCAAGUUAGGUAAUUUGUAGGGGGAAAACGAGGGUAUUUUGGAAUUUUAGUCCUUUCAUUUCUUCUUGAUCCAGAAAUGGAACCACAAAUGUUUUGUAUAGAGGAGAUCAGGUGAGAGUGCAGAGUACUAUGUAGUGCUUACCUUGUUUCUACUACUUUUUUUGGAUCCAUUUUCAAAGGGUUCAACAUUUCUGUUUUGAAGAAGAAGAAGAAGAAGAAGAAGAAGAAGAAGAAGAAGAAGAAGAAGAAGAAGUUGAGGUAAAAAAUGUUAUAUCAGAGAUCGAUCAGAAGAUUUUGUUUCACCACUGUGGAAACAUUUUGAGUGUUUCACCCUCCAAUUUGCAUUUAACGGCAAUACUUGAUGCGUCUGUCUUUCAAGAAUUCAGCAGUAGUAGUUCCUUUUUCCCCUGAUGUGCUUGUCA
This is a messenger RNA of Rubroshorea leprosula, 1205 nucleotides long. Lineage: Eukaryota; Viridiplantae; Streptophyta; Magnoliopsida; Malvales; Dipterocarpaceae. The record is from the annotation of a GenBank genome assembly.